Molecule: messenger RNA, 1137 nt
Organism: Copidosoma floridanum
Lineage: Eukaryota; Metazoa; Arthropoda; Insecta; Hymenoptera; Encyrtidae
Product: NEDD8-conjugating enzyme UBE2F
Source: RefSeq, a predicted model, not a curated record
GAGUGCCGACGUGCCACAAACAUCACAUGUGCAAGUGUGUAUGUGUUAUUUACUUCUGCUUCUGCUACAGUCACGUUCGCCUUUAGGUCGGAAACUGUGCGCUCCAAAAAUUUUCUCAGCAGUUGAAACAAGAUUCUCCUAUUUCAAGAUGAUAACCUUGAGAGGUAAAUUUAAAAAAGACAGUGGUGUGUCAAAUUCUAAGUCUCAAGAUGCAACGGGGAAACGUAUUUCCAUUCGUGACAAGUUACUCAUAAGAGAAGUGCAAGAAAUGGAACAAACACUUCCCUUAACUUGCCAAGCGACGUUUAAUAACCCAAACUGUCUGUACGAGUUUACCCUAACAAUCGAACCAGAUGAAGGCUAUUGGGCUGGGGGUCGGUUUCACUUUCAAAUAUAUAUUCCAGAAGAGUACAACAUGCUGCCACCAACAGUCAAGUGUUUGACAAAACUAUGGCAUCCUAACAUCAACGAAGAUGGCGAGGUGUGCUUGUCUAUUCUAAGGCAAAACAGCAUCGAUGGAAUGGGAUGGGCUCCUACAAGAAAAUUAAAAGAUAUUGUUUGGGGCUUGAAUUCUUUGUUCACGGAUCUACUGAAUUUUGAUGAUCCUCUGAACAAAGAUGCUGCAGACUUGUUUUCAAAGAACAAAGAAUUAUUUAGUAUUAAAGUUAAAGAAUAUGUUUUACAAUAUGCCAAAAGAUGAUUGAAGUUUACAAUCUUCACAUGCCUAAUAACUGUGGAUUUGUAGGAUGUGUUAUUUUUCUUACAACUGUCAUCGACAUAAAGGUGAUAACAAGAAGGCACGAGAAUCCUAGUGAGCCGUGUAAGAGAGACUUAUUUUCAUAUUGCUCUUCUUUUUUAUUUUUCAUUAUUUCAAAGCAUUAAAAAGUCUUAGAAAAUGAAUACAAAACAUAACUUUUACAAACUAUACCUACAUUUUUUUUUUUUUUUUUGUUUCUAAUAACUGUAGUUUUUAUGGUUUGAAGAAUUAAUAAUAUCGUAAUAACACGAAUAAAAUCAAUUGUCGGAAACUAAUAUUAAAAAUUUGUAAAAAAGUAUAACUAUUAGCUGUAAAGAUGCGUUCAAGAUUUGAAUAUUGUGUUGCAAGUAGUAAAAAUAAUGUUCCAUUGCAGCUUGAGA